Babjeviella inositovora NRRL Y-12698 is the source of this 689-nucleotide messenger RNA. RefSeq lists its product as uncharacterized. The record is from RefSeq and is a predicted model, not a curated record. The annotation marks the transcript as partial. Lineage: Eukaryota; Fungi; Ascomycota; Pichiomycetes; Serinales. The transcript has a single exon.
UGACCACUCUAAGCGAUGUAAGUGAAAUAGAGGGAUCUUCCGGUUGAAGAUGGAAACCCCUCCAGCUGAAAUCUCGUCUAGGUUGCCACAGGUGUACAACCUCUUCAUUGCCUGGGUAUUAGACGAUGUGUUUUGCUUUGUUUCACAUCGCUGUCUAACGAUCGAUACCACCCAAAAACGUUCUAGGUACCGGGUGAUGUUUCGAUCACGGCCAUAUCGUUUUUGGAACCAGAGUGCUGUCGGGAAUCGUAUUUUUGUUGGAAACUGGGCGUUGUCAGGAUUGUGGACUUCCGACGGACAGGUCGUAAUUUAACACGACAGAUUUUCGGGACAAACCAUCUCACAUGCAGCUGCCAAUACCACUCUAUUGAUUCUAGCUGCAAGCGGCGGAUAGACUCUUUCCAAGGUCCAAAUUUCCUUAAAUUACUUACCCAAAGGUUAUGUCCUGAUUUAUAUCUUUAAAAAUAAUGCAUUUAUCCGUGGGUGCGAAUCAGACAACCGUCAGCUGUCAGCGUUUUACAUUGCUCCUGGGUAUUUAUAAAUCCAUUAACACCCAAUUGGGAAAGACAUCAACACAGCCCGCAGUAUGCACGCAGUGAUAACAAUAUCAUACAUAAGACCUAAAGACUACCAAUAUUGCCGACGCACCGCUGAAUAAAAAAAAAUUCUAAUAAUAAAGGUAGACCGCU